UUUCGUAGUACAUCCUAAGAGCUGCUAGCGGAAGAUAAACAGAAAUAUUGUUCAACAUGGCAGAGACUCACAGCUUGCAGGACAUGAGGCAACAGGCAGCCAUCGCUGCCAAAGUCUUCAUUCAGAGAGAUUAUACCAACGGCACUGUGUGCCAGUUCCAAACCAAGUUCCCCUCUGAGCUGGAGACCAGGAUUGACAAACAGCAGUUUGAGGAGACGGUGCGGACGCUGAAUAACCUGUAUGCUGAAGCGGAGAAGCUGGGAAGCCAAUCGUACUUUGAAGGCUGUCUGGCCUGCCUCACGGCGUACACCAUCUUCCUGUGUAUGGAGACUCACUAUGAGAAGGUUUUGAAGAAGAUCGCAAAGUACAUUCAGGAGCAGAAUGACAAGAUCUACGCACCGCGAGGCCUCCUGCUCACCGAUCCCAUCGAGAGAGGCCUGCGAGUCAUUGAGGUCACCAUCUUUGAAGACAGAAGCCUGACUAGAUAAAAGCUGAAAUGCGGCUGUUUGGCUGAGCGGAGCUACAGGGUGUGCUGCAUCCCAGCACCAGUGCCCACCUCCCUGAGGACCCUCCAGACCUGCACCCUUAAUACUGCGUCUCUACAAUCUAUCCCUUUCCACUAACUAUCAUGUGCAUGUCCCAUGUAGAGUAUCCGUUAUGACCAAGUUUGAGAUUUCAGACCUGACCCUGAUUGAACUGUUAUUUUAGCAUUAUAUCCCUUUUCCCGUUCAUCAAUGAGGAUUAAAGUCUGUUGCUUGUUUUUUGGGUUGGAGCAAAGAAAAGGAUGUCACUGAAAAACUGCUAGAGUUGCUAACUCACUAACACGUUCUUCAAGCCAUGAGUAAUUAUCCUUUAUCUUGGACUAAACGCAGCCUUUUGGAAUGAUGACCUUUUGUAUGUUUCUUUAUUUUUUGGACACUCCUUCUUGAAUAAUGGAACCAACACAGGGUAACUUAUUUUUAUGAAGGACUUUGGAACUCACCCACACCCAUGCUUUAAGUGAUCGCCUUCACUGAUCUGAGGAUGUAAUUUUAUCAAGAAACAGAGAACUCUCGUUGUUAGUGUGAUUUGCUGCAUGUGCCACACCUCGCUGCUCGUUUGCUUUAUUCUUAUUCAUGUAUUCUUGAACGGGUGCUUGGUAGUUUGUUGCCUUUCCUGCAUGUUUCCUUUGUAGCAUUUGACCUUUUAGCUGAAUGACAACUGAACUUCAGGAUCCAAACAUUCCAGUCAGAUUCCAACCUUAAUACUCAUCUUUGAUUUAAGAGAUUGAAACAUUAUGCUCGCUCUGUAUUUAGCAUGUAAUAUUGUUAAUGCUCCUCCAGUCAUGUUUCUUUUCUCCCUUUGGUAAACUGUGCUAUGCAUAGUGUUUAGUGACUACUGUUGAUUUUUGACUCGUGUCUAAUGAGCAUAUAUUCAUGUAUUGUUAGAUUCUCUGUCUUUGACCGAAGUAUUGAAAGUGCUCUUGUUAGUUGACAGUGCCUGUAAUGGCUUUGAAUGUUGCCUUUGUUCAAGUCUGAAGGCCUGGUCACAGCAGAAUUUAAAAACGGCUACGUUUCGCAGUGAUUACAAUGUAUUCCAGUGGAAUCGCUGCCAUUAGUGGAUUCACUCGCGGGUAAAUGUUUUGCCAGCUUUGGCGAAUUUGACCCUCAAAUUCGCUUUGUUGAUUAGUGGCAAGCCUCCCUGACAGUGCUGACCUUUGAGGGCAUGGCUAUCAUAGCUUAUUAGCUGUGUGACACCAUUCACGUUGAUUUAACCUCCUCUGGCGGAGUGUUGGAGGAAUGGUUUGCAGACACUGAGAAGGUAUGAGUACAGUAAACGCAACGCUUCAAGGGAAAAUCGAGACAAUCUCCAGCUGGCUGGGCUUGCGCCAGAGUUUGCGGUUAUCUCGCCAGCUACGGCAGUUCAGCAACCAGCCCUGCAAGUAGUCACUAUGUCAACAAGCUUCUGGACAGAAAUAUUUCAGAAGGACGCACAGAUUAAUUCAGCUGCACCACUUUCUGGUGUGACCGGGCCUUAACUGUGAAAUCAUGUCAGUCAGAUCUUGGCUUUGUUCACUUAUUGCUAACAAGCCUCCAGAACCUAAGAUGAUGACAUAAUGCUAUUGAAACCUUAACAAAGGUUGAGUAUACUGUAGUCGGCCUACAUAUGGUCGAUGUUUAAUUAUGAAAUAACUACAUGAACAAGUAUAGAUUUUUGAAUGCUAAAAGCUAAAAGACCAACAAAUGAUUUCUAAUUAUGUAAAUAACAUUUCAUUACUAAUUUUUGGUUGAGCUUGUACUUUAUCAGGAGUUCAGUUAAUUGAACUUUUCUAUGUUCUUUUUUUCAGUUGAAAUCCAGUGUUUUAUUAAUCCAAAACUUGUAUGCUAAUAAAUGCAAUAUGUACAUAUU
Chelmon rostratus (copperband butterflyfish) is the source of this 2388-nucleotide messenger RNA. RefSeq names its product golgin subfamily A member 7-like. Gene Ontology annotation, cellular component: palmitoyltransferase complex; Golgi stack. Gene Ontology annotation, biological process: peptidyl-L-cysteine S-palmitoylation; protein targeting to membrane; Golgi to plasma membrane protein transport. The transcript is spliced from 6 exons. The record is from RefSeq and is a predicted model, not a curated record. Bases 57 to 488 code for a protein of 143 amino acids. NCBI's taxonomy places the organism in Eukaryota, Metazoa, Chordata, Actinopteri, Chaetodontiformes, Chaetodontidae.